Neogale vison (American mink) is the source of this 810-nucleotide messenger RNA. RefSeq names its product neuralized E3 ubiquitin protein ligase 3 (gene NEURL3). The record is from RefSeq and is a predicted model, not a curated record. Lineage: Eukaryota; Metazoa; Chordata; Mammalia; Carnivora; Mustelidae. Bases 10 to 759 code for a protein of 249 amino acids. The transcript is spliced from 4 exons. Gene Ontology annotation, molecular function: ubiquitin protein ligase activity.
CCCAGGCUGAUGGGGGCCCAGCUCUGCUCCCAGGCUGACGCCAAGGCGCCGCGAGAGACGCUCCGCUUCCACGCCAAGGCUAAGGGCGUGCAGGUGCAUCUGGACGCCCGGCGGUGCACGGCGCAGAGGUGCGCCACGUUCCACGACGGCAUCGUGUUCAGCCAGCGACCGGUGCCGCCCGGCGAGCCGGUGGCUCUGCGCGUGCUAUGGCACGAAACCCGCUGGUACGGCGGGCUCCGGGUGGGCUUCACGCGCCUGGACCCCGCACAGGUGUCUGCGCCCAGCCUGCCGCCCUUUGUGUGCCCAGACCUGGAGCAGCAGAGCCCGACGUGGGCGGCCAUGCUGCCCGAGGGCAGCGCGCUGCUGGGGGACGUGAUCCACUUCUGGGUGAACUGCCGAGGCCGGCUCUACGCCAGGGUCAACGCGGGGCCCAGGCUCCUGCUGCGCAAGGGCGUGCCCCUGGACGCCCCACUCUGGGCCGUGAUGGAUGUGUAUGGGACCACCAAGGCCAUCGAGCUGCUGGAUACCACAGCCAGCGUCAUCCCCUCCACCAUGCAGCGGGCCUUCAGCGAUGAGACUCUGCAGCCUCAGGCCACAGCAGAACUGGAGUGCAUAAUCUGCUUCGACCGAGCUGCCAACACCUGCCUUCUUCCCUGCAGUCAUGCAUACUUCUGCAGCUCCUGCGCCGGUCGGGUCCUCAGGGACUCAGCCAAGUGCCCUGUGUGUCGUUGGGAGAUCAAGGCCGUGGCCCCCGCAUGAGGUCCCCCCACCCACAUUCUGGAGGCGUCAGAAAAGCUGGUCAGCAGCAGG